Messenger RNA from Python bivittatus (Burmese python), 1743 nucleotides. The record is from RefSeq and is a predicted model, not a curated record. NCBI's taxonomy places the organism in Eukaryota, Metazoa, Chordata, Lepidosauria, Squamata, Pythonidae.
AUGAGCUUCAGCCACGCCUUGCCUUUCUUGUUUGCCACUCAUGAGAUCAAUCAGAGUCCUAGGCUGAUCCACAAUAUCUCCCUGGGCUACAACAUCUAUGAGAACUAUUUCAACCCCCUCAUAACAUAUGAGGCCAUGAUGGGCUUUCUGUCUAUGGGGCAGGAGAACACCCCAAACUACAGUUGUGGAAGAAGAAAAAAUAUCUUGGCCAUAUUUGAAGGGACUGAUUCGGACCUCUUUAAUCACAUUUCAACCAUGCUGAGCAUCUACAAAAUCCCACAGAUCAAUUAUGGUGUUUUCAACCCAAUUCCGGAGCAUAAACAGCAUUCUCCUUUUUUCUACCGGAUGAGUCCUAACCAAGAACCUCCUCAUUUGGCGAUUGUCAAGCUGCUCCUGCAUUUCCGAUGGACGUGGAUCGGCCUCACUGCUCCAGACAAUGAAAAUGGGGAAAAGCCUAUGUUGUCCAAGAAAGUUUCAGAAAGAUGCCUAGAAAAAAUGAACUGGGAAAUGCCACCCCAUGAUGUGGUUGCAAGAAUCCUGUCUGAGGAUGGCUCCAGUAUUUUCACAGCAAUUCAGGCCAUGUCCUGGGUCCUCAAUGCUGCCUAUUCUGCCCAACUGAGGAGGAGGAGGAGGCAGGUUGGAGACCAUCGGAUGCCCCAGAUGUUACAGCCAUGGCAGAAGGUGCCUUUGUCGAGAUGCACAGAAAACUGUCUCCCAGGAUACACCAAGCUGACAAGAGAAGGAGCACCAGUCUGCUGCUAUGACUGUUCUCCAUGCAUGGAAGGAACCAUCUCUGGGCAAGAAGAUGCAUCCAGUUGCAGCCAAUGUCCGGAUGACCAGCAUUCCAAUAAGAAGCGAGAUCAAUGUGUCCCAAAAGUUAUCAGCUUCCUAUCCUAUGAAGAAAUCUUGGGUCUCAUCUUGGCUUCCUUGGCCCUUGCUUUCUCCCUAACCACUAGCUUUGUUCUAGGAAUCUUCAUUAAAUACCGAGAAACUCCCAUCGUCAAAGCCAACAACCGGGACCUCACCUACAUUCUCCUGGUUUCCCUCCUCCUCUCCUUCUUGACCUCCCUUCUAUUCAUUGGUCACCCAAACAAAGUGGCCUGCCUUCUUCGACAAACCACCUUUAGUGUUGCUUUCUCAGUUGCUGUGUCUUCUUUGCUGGCCAAGACUGUCAUGGUGGUGAUGGCUUUUCUGGCCACAAAGCCAGGCAGCAGGAUGAGGAAAUGGCUGGGGAAGACUCUGGCCAACUCUAUUGUCUUGUCCUGCUCUGGGGUUCAGGUGGGCAUCUGCGUGAUAUGGCUGAGAAUCUCUCCCCCAUUCCCAGACUCUGACAUGCAUUCCCAACCAGGACAUAUCCUGUUACAGUGCAAUGAAGGCUCAGUCUCCAUGUUCUACACUGCACUGGGCUACAUGGGCUUUCUGGCUGCCAUCUGCUUUUUGGUGGCUUUCUUGGCCCGAAAUCUGCCAGGGAACUUCAACGAAGCCAAGUGGAUCACCUUCAGCAUGUUGGUUUUCUGCAGCGUUUGGGUCUCCUUUGUCCCCACCUACCUGAGCACCAAAGGGAAAUACAUGGUGGCUGUGCAGAUUUUCUCCAUCCUGGCCUCCAGCCUGGGCUUACUGGGCUGCAUCUUUAUCCCCAAAUGCUACAUCAUCAUUCUGAGAGCUGACAGAAACACAAAGCAGCAGUUAAUGAUAUAAAACAAUAAGGAAACCGGAUUUUGGUGCCUAUUGUUCAAUAGUUAA